Lachancea nothofagi CBS 11611 is the source of this 2178-nucleotide messenger RNA. The record is from the annotation of a GenBank genome assembly. NCBI's taxonomy places the organism in Eukaryota, Fungi, Ascomycota, Saccharomycetes, Saccharomycetales, Saccharomycetaceae.
AUGGCGGAAAAAGACGUCAUAUUUGGGGUCUUACUGGUAAAUUUCCAUCACUCUAGGGGACCCGAAAUCGAGUAUUCGCACGGUUUACCGAGCAAUGUGGAACCCUCAAAAGUUUGGCCUUAUUUGCCCUUCCAGGCUUUGCCAGACGGAUCGCACUCUUUUGAAGAGACUUUUACAUACUUUACGCUGGUGUACAACGACACCAAGAACAUGGGUCCGCCAGCAGAGGGCGGGGCGGCAAUUCCCUCGAACGAGGCUGACGAUUACACUACACUGUUUGCCAUCUCUUGCUCGCGGCAGAUAAGAUCCGAGCAGUUAUUGGAAAAGGCCGAUGAUGUAACGCGCUCGACGGUUCAAAAGGCCAUUGUCGUUGUGGCCAGAAGACCAAUUUUCGGCCAGAUCAAGGACAAGCUGAGCAUUAUCACCAACGCUUUUUUCCUCCAGCUCGAUUUUUCCAAUAAGGCUAUCAUUGACACGCUCUACGAGAAUUUAGCCGCCAUUUACAGGCCUUCGAGUGUCAAUGACGAAGCGCACAUGUACGUUGGACUAUGCCUUCGUCGCGUAAUGCACGAUUUCGGCAAAGAUGCCCUUGUAAUACUAAAAGCGAUUUUGCUCGAGCGCAAAAUUUUAUUCUACGGCAGCGAUGUUGAAGCUCUUUGCAACGUUCAGUUCGGUUUCAUUAGUCUCAUUCCAAACUUAAUUUCAAAUCUUCAAGAUUGCGGAUCUCCGGUGCUCCAUAGUUACUUUGAAAACUUGACGGUCGCAGAUUCGUUUAAAUCAAGUGAUCGCCAGUCAGUUCUCAAAUUUCUAGGGUUUCCACUACAAGUUUUUGGAGAGGGCGGGCUUUUUUCACCUUAUAGUCCACUCCAGCAACUUGACGAUCUAUCAUCUCCACUGACAAAAUACUUCGUUGCGGGCACCUCAAAUUCCUUAUUAAUAGAACAGAAGGAACAACUAUGUGAUAUUCUAGUUAAUGUCAACUCCCACUCUAUUGAAACAGUGACAACAGAUAAAUCUUUACAAAACGCAUUGCAAUUGACGUCCAACGACAAAAGGUGGAUAGAAUCUAUUGUUUCCAUUGUAACAGAUACUUGGAAUGAAAAUGAUUAUGCGACGCCUAAGAAUCUGCAAUUCGAGGGUAGCGAGGAUUUUUUAAGAUGGCAAUUCGAGGACUAUCUAACAGGACUAGUAUCCUGCGAGAAACUGGACUCAUUUUUGAUAAAUAACCGAGAUAACGAAAUGGCUAUGAAAUCUGUUCCCGAGGAGAUAGAAAUUGAAAGUGUUGUUGACUGUUACGGCGUAAAUUGGGUAGAGCAAUGGCGAAGAACUCACAAUUAUAAGGGCUUCAACGCCUCCACAGAUGAUAGAAUCUUCGAUCUUUUCCCACCCAAACACGUUUGCAGUUCAGCUGAUACAUUAGCCAGCUUACAACAGAGACUCAGUAGGUCUUUUCAGGCAUUGAGGCGAAAAGACCGUUCUCUACCAGGCGACAAAGAACUCAAUGUGGGUGAACGCAAACCAGUCGCUGCCGUAACUUCAGCUGAUGCAAAGCAAGCUUCUUCUCUAUCUAAUUCACAAGAAAAUGACUGGAGCUCGUGGAGAGACUAUUUCAGCAAAAAGAAGAAAAUGAAGGCACGAGAUGAAGUUUCAAUGUCUGUCCCAUCGAGUCACGCAAUCUAUUCAGGUUCAACAUCAGCUGCUAUUGGGAACGCCCUUCUCAGCUUAGGUCUCUCGCAACUGCCGACUGAAGAGGAGGAGUUUGAAGAAGUUGACUCUCCUGACAAUCGCAGUGAUGACAGUCACGAAAAUGAUGAGUAUAAUGAGCAUGAAGAGCAUGAAGAGCCUAAACAGCAUGAAGAGCUUAAAGAGCAUGGAGAGCCUAAACAGCAUGGAGAGCCUAAACAGCAUGGAGAGCCUGAAGAGCAUGGAGAGCAUCAAGACCAUCAAGACCAUCAAAACCCUCAAGACCCUCAAGACUAUCAAGAGUAUGGAGAGCAUGGAGAGCAUGGAGAUCAUGGAGGGCAUGGAGAGCAUGGAGAUCAUGGAAAGCAUGGAGAGCACAAGGAUGAUCAAGAGCAUCAAGAGAGUUCAUUGUCCAGUUUAAAAGAAGGCCUCCCACGCUCUAAUUACACGGAGCAACACUUUGGGAAUGACCAAACGAACGUUUGGGCUGAGUAA